CACGAGUAGCGUUAGUCUCGCGCAGCACAUUGCACGGUGUACUGGAUAAGCGUUGAUAAGUAAGAUUAAAAAAACUGUCUCGUGCUAAAAGUCCUGAGAGACCGGGUUUGACGCGAAUUAUUCUAAUAGUGUGUUUAAAAAAACCACUAUCCGCGUAUACGUACGUACACAUAUAUACAGAAAUAUAGACACUCGACGUAUUAACAUAUGCGCUUAAUUAGAUGAAGAACAGAAGAAAUUCUACGGAUAGAUGAAUAGAAGAGGAAAAAAGAUAAUUUUCUAAAGUACGACACGUUAUUGCUCAAAGAGAAAUAGAGGGGGGGGGAGAUACAGUUAGAAAGAGAAUAAAGUAGACAUUAAAUAGGAGAGGUCUUGUGUUACGAACGCGCACGUUGCCUUUCAACUUUGUUUAUCUAUCGAUUUUCCUCGUCAAGAGGAGAGAACGUAGCCAGACAUAACGAUUCGUCAAGAGACAAAGCUACGAAAGUAAGGAAAGAGACAUAUAUUUGCACGUGUAUAUGCGCGUGUGAGUAUAUAUAAUAAAAAAUAGAAGAAGAAGAAGAAAAAUUUGUAUCGGUGGGAAUGAAAUAGAUUUGGCCGUCGAUGAAAUUUCUUCUACCAUAUUAAGAAUACGUAAAAACGAGGACAAUACUAAUUUACUUAUCGUCGUGUUAAAUUGUCAUUAAAAGGAAAAGUUUAUUUAUUUCGGAGUAAAACUACGUACGAAUUAAACUCGGUUAAAGUAGACUUUACCAGUUAGUGGUCCCGCGCGCGCGAGAUAUUAACUUCAUUUCGAAGAAAAAGAAUAAGAAGAAGAAGAGGAAAAGGAAUAAGAAGAGGAAGAAGAUAGAGAAGAUAGAAAAGGUAGAAGGGAGGAGCCGGUAGAAGAUUUCUCGUAUCGAGAGACUCGCCUAUGUUACGAUACUUCAUCGAAUAAAUUCACAAUCACGACGAAAGACGAGAAGCCGAUACGGACAAGAUAUUUCUUCGUGGGGGUUGUGUGUGAUAAAUAAACGAAGCUGAGUGAAUAUAAAAAUAAAAUAAAAAAUAAAAGAAUCUCAAGAUGAAUAAGAUGGAUUACAUGGAAGUAACUUGCCCGAAUUAUUCUUACGUAUUUAAUUUUGAAGAAAAGUUUAUGCAUCAGGAUACAAGAGCUUGGAUGUUGAAACAUUGGACAAGUGCAUUUUAUUAUUGUGGUAUAUAUAUGAUAUUAAUAUUUGGUGGUCAACAUUACAUGGCUAGUAGACCGAAGUUUGAACUACGCGGUAUUCUCACCAUAUGGAACACCCUCCUAGCAUCAUUUUCGAUUAUUGGAUUCACCAGAACGGCCACUGAAUUCAUUCACGUUCUCAGGAAUCAUGGACUUUAUUACAGCGUUUGUAUACCAAGUUUCAUCGUUCAAGACCGAGUGUCGGGCUUUUGGACAUGGAUGUUCGUGUUGUCGAAGUUACCCGAGCUCGGUGAUACCGUGUUCAUUGUUCUACGUAAACAACCAUUAAUAUUUUUACAUUGGUAUCAUCAUAUUACCGUGUUGCUAUAUUCAUGGUUCUCUUACACGGAAUACGCAUCUUCUGCAAGGUGGUUUAUCGUAAUGAAUUAUUGCGUACAUUCGUUGAUGUACAGCUAUUAUGCUUUGAAAGCAAUGCGUUAUUCGCCACCUAAAUGGAUCUCGAUGCUGGUCACGGGAUUGCAAUUGUCCCAAAUGGUGAUGGGUUGUGCUAUCAACGUCUGGGCUUAUCAGUACCUGAAACAAGGACAGUCAGAGUGUCAUAUAUCACGACUCAAUAUCAGGCUUAGCCUGGCUAUGUACUUCAGUUAUUUUGUCCUAUUCGCACACUUCUUCCAUAAGGCCUAUUUCAGCAGAGGCUCAAGUAAAUCGAGCAAGAACAAAUUGUAUACUAAUGGAACUAUUACCACGGCUGAUGAUCACAUGAUCGUAUCUACGAAAUACGCGAAUGGUAAACUGAAGGAAAAUUAAGAAAUAGAAGAAGAAGAUGAAGAAGACAACUAUUAUUAUACAACAAUAAUAACAAAAUUUUCGGUGGGAAGAAGAAAAUAAAAGAAAAAAAAGAGAGAGAGAGAGAGAGAAAACACUCAGUAACGCAUAACAUUUAUGGUGCUCGCUAAAUGAGGAAGCAAAUAAUAUUUGUGUUAUGGGGGGCGGGGGGAAG
Molecule: messenger RNA, 2171 nt
Organism: Polistes canadensis
Lineage: Eukaryota; Metazoa; Arthropoda; Insecta; Hymenoptera; Vespidae
Gene: Baldspot
Product: elongation of very long chain fatty acids protein 6
Exons: 3
Coding region: 1064-1978 (304 amino acids)
Biological process (GO): very long-chain fatty acid biosynthetic process; fatty acid elongation, monounsaturated fatty acid; fatty acid elongation, polyunsaturated fatty acid
Cellular component (GO): endoplasmic reticulum membrane
Molecular function (GO): fatty acid elongase activity
Source: RefSeq, a predicted model, not a curated record